Messenger RNA from Cucurbita maxima (winter squash), 921 nucleotides. RefSeq lists its product as uncharacterized. The transcript is spliced from 8 exons. Bases 38 to 793 code for a protein of 251 amino acids. Lineage: Eukaryota; Viridiplantae; Streptophyta; Magnoliopsida; Cucurbitales; Cucurbitaceae. The record is from RefSeq and is a predicted model, not a curated record. Gene Ontology annotation, molecular function: oxidoreductase activity.
GGUAGACUUUGAAAAUGGAGAAGCUAAAAAUAUCGCCAUGCUCCGUAUUCAACUGCCACUGCAGUUCGUUUCUCCCAAGGGACUCCCAAUUGAAUCCCCUCAAUUUUUCCAGGGAAAGUGCAAAUAUAUCAGGAACAUGGCCGAGUCAGUUGGGAGUAGGAGCAUGGAUAAAAAGCUUAUUCAAAUCGAUAUAAGCUCCGACACCGUUUGCCCCUGGUGCUUUGUUGGCAAAAAAAAUCUUGACAAAGCUAUCUCUGCUUCUCAGGAUCAAUAUCAUUUUGAGUUGAAAUGGCAUCCAUUCCAGCUCAAUCCUUCUGCUCCCAAAGAAGGUGUUGUUAAGAAGGAAUUUUACAGGAGUAAGUUUGGAAUCCAAUCUGAACAGAUGGAAGCUCGGAUGGUUGAGGUGUUUAGGGGUCUUGGACUGGAUUACGACAUGUCUGGGCUGACGGGAAAUACCCUAGACAGCCACAGGCUUAUAUAUUUGGCAGGUCAACAAGGUUUAGACAAACAGCAUGAUCUUGUGGAGGAGUUGUGCCUUGGAUACUUCACUCAGGGAAAAUACAUUGGAGACAGGGACUUUCUUUUGGAAUGUGCUAGAAAGGCGAGGGUCGAAGGAGCAGCAGAGUUUCUCGAGUCGGAUGAUAAAGGAGUUAAGGAGGUCAAGGAAGAGCUUGAGAAGUACUCGGGAAAAAUCUCAGGAGUUCCCUUUUAUGUAAUCAAUGGGAAGCACAAACUGAACGGCGCUCAACCCCCUGAGGUUUUUCUAAGAGCUUUUCAAGUUGCUGGAAAGUGAUUGAUUGAAACUGAAGUGAAGCUUUUGAAUUUGAUGCAAGUCAUUUGCUAAACUCACCAUACAUACUGUUCUUGUAUUUACUACCAUAAUGGAAUGCAUGUCGGAUCUAGCUGCUAUUUACAGAACAA